AUGUCUGAAGAAGAGCGCGCGACGCAGCUGACGUCUUCUGAGGAACGCCCGUCGGAGGCCCAGGCCGCGAUGGAGCCAGAGAGAGUGACUCUGGAGCUGACCAAGCAGAAGCAGAGUCACCACGUGUUCCUGCCGGCCCAGUCGGGAGUGAACAAGUUUCGCUUCAUUAUCGACACCGGCAGCAGCCGAUCCAUCAUCCAGAGGCGCUUCGUGCCGGCCCGCCUUAUCCGGCCCACGUCCGUCACCGAGUACCGCUACGUGCACCACGAGGUCAAGAUCGUCGGAGAGGCUUCCGUGCCGCUGACCCUGGGGACCGGACGCGCGUCGCAGGAGGUCACCUUCAGGUUCCUCGUGACGUCCGAGACCUAUGGCGAUAUUCUGGCCAUGGACUUCCUCACGGACUUCCAGUGCGAGCUCGCCCUGGAUGCUGAGAUGAGGAUGUCCAUGCGUCGGCGCCCACAAGAGCCCAGGGACGAUUACCUGAAAGCUCACCUUGAGCUGGAGGUGUCGCAUGGCAAGAGCAGGGGCUUCCGCUCCCUGUUCCUGGUGGAUACCGGGGCUAGAAAUAACAUCUGUUUGAAGAAAGCGAAACGCCAUGGGAUGAAGAUUACUAAAACGGUUUCAACGAACGGCCAUCAGUCUUAUAAGGUCAUGGACAAGGUUGUCAUAUCUUCAGUCUCUACUCUGACCUUAUCUAAGACUAUAAGGUCAGUGUCCUUAUCUCUUGCUCUCUCUGCAGGAACAGUCGUAGAUAAGGAAUUAGAAGCACAAACUGAAAAAAUAUUGAAUGAGGAAACUGGCCCAGUUGAGGGAACCGGACCAGUUGAAGAAAGUGGUCCAGUUGUGGAAACCAGCCUAGUUGAGGAAAUCAGCCCUGUUGAGAAAAUUUGCCCAUUUGAGGAUACUGGUCCAACUGAGGAAAUCUACCCAGUUGAGGAAAUCGGCCCAGUUGAAGAGACCGGCCUGAUUGAAGAAAUCGGUCCAGUUGAGGACAUUGGCCUAGGUCAGGAAAUCAGCCCAUUUGCGAAAAUUAAUCCAGUGGUGGAAACCUACCCAGUUGAGGAAAUCGGCCCAGUUGAAGAGACCAGCCCAAUUGAAGAAACCGGUCCAGUUGAGGACGCUGGCCCAGUUGAGGAAAUCUACUCAGCUGAGGAAAAAAGCCUGGUUGAGGAGACCGGCCCAAUUGAAGAAACCAGUCUAAUUGAGGACAUUGGCCUAGUUCAGGAAAUCAGCCCAUUUGAGAAAUUCAGCCCAAUUGAGAACACCGGGCCAGGUGAGGAAAUCUACACAGUUAAGGAAAAAGGCCUGGUUGAGGAGACCAGCCCAAUUGAAGAAACUGGUCCAGUUGAGGACAUUUGCCCAGUUCAAGAAAUCAGUCCAUUUGAGAAAAUUAGUCCAAUAGUGGAAACUGACCCAGUUGAGGACACUGGUCCAGUUGAAGACUCCAGCUUAGUUGUGGGAACCAGCUCAGUUAAAGAAAUUAUCCCAUUUGAGAAAUUCAGCCCAGUUGAGAACACCGAGCCAGGUGAGGAAACUGGCCUAGUUGUGGAAACAGGUCCAGUUGAGGAAACUGGCUCAGUUGAGGAAACCAGCCCAUUAGAGAAAAUAUUCCCAGCUGAGGAAACUGGACCAGUUGAAGAAAUUGAACCAGUUGAGGAAACUGAACCAGUUGAGAAAUUCGGCCCACUUGAGGAAACCAGCCCAUUUGAGAAAAUAUUCCCAGUUGGCCUCGUUGUGGAAACAAGCCCAGUUAAGGAAAUCAGCCCAGUCGAGGAAGCCAGCCCAUUUGAGAAAAUAUUCCCAGUUAAGGAAACAGGCCCAGUUGAGGAAACCAGCCCAGUUGAGAAAAUUAGCCAAGUUGAGGAGACUGGCCCAGUUGAGAAAAUUGGCCUAACUGAAGAGUUAAAACAACAAAAUCCUGACUCUGUGUCAGUAAUGGAGAGGACUGUGUCAGCAUUGUCUCGUAUGGAACCUGAAGGACAAGCCGAGAGCAACCUGAAUCAGGAAACUACCGAAGCUACUGAGUUAAUGGAAGAAGACAGGAUUCCAGACUCUGUAUCAAUAAUGGAGAGGCCUGUGUCAACAUUUUCUCGGACUGUCAGUAUGGAACCAGUUGAGGAAGAGGACGAGGAUCAGGAAGGUGAAGGUGUAAGACAGGAGGAGAGUGAGGCUGCGUAUCACGACCAAGGUAAAACUGCGGAUGGAGGGGAUUCCAAGAGUCAGGUGCAAGUCGUAAUAACAGAAGAGAAAACUAUUCAAGGUCAGGGUGUUAGCAGGGUGGCCAGUGCAGCACCAAGGGCAGGUGAGGUUGAGGGGCGGACAGGUACCCAAGAGGACACUGAAGCUCAGGGUCGGGUUGAAACUGGCAGUACACUAGAAUACCGAGGCAAAUCGACAACUGUAACUGCAAUGGAAGAAAUUCCAGUUAACCGUGAUGGACCUUCCUUUGAUAACAGGCCAGCCACUUCAGGGAAGCGAUUAGGAACAUCAUUUGGUGAGCGGCCAAGGACUCGAGGUUCGGUCUUGGCAGGAGAAAGUCCACUUCCUAGGGGCAUGUCCAUGGGUGAUCGUCCAGCUUCUCGAUCUAUGGCAAUGGAGAGACCAGAUACCCGCCAAGCGUCGUCAUAUGGCGACCCGCGAAUGUCGAGAACAGGUAAUAGUUCUAAUUUUUUACCAUCAUCAAUGGUGAUCAAAAAUGCAUAUGCUGGGGAUGGGAACAGUAGACCCACAACAUCCGGUCGUCCCAUCACAGCUCGUCCAAUUAGUGCAGCACUACGAAAUGCACCUGGAACAGCAUCCAGACUCCUUUCUACUGCUAGUGUACAGCGCCCAGGAGCAAGGACUGGAGUAGCCACUGGUAUAGGGUUUAAUACACCAAUCAAUGUGGUGGACAGACCCAUCACCCAGCAAGGUCUUAGUGGCAUGAAGACAUCAUCACGUGGACCUCAGAGGCAGGUCCAAGACAAGAGCUACUUCAUGGGCCAGCUACGCACCAAGAUCACGGACUUGGGCACGGAGAUCACACAUCUCAGUACAGAGAUUGACAAGAUGAAGCAGGAACAAUCCACCUUCCUCACGUAUGACAAACGUGUCAAGGAAAUGGCCCAGGAACUCACAGAGCUUCAGGGAACGUUAGGAGAUUACAACCUGCUGGUGGACCUCUUAAACACGGACACUGAACAAAUUGAGAUUGAUGAGGAGAUCAAGGUCCUGAGGGAAACCAACAAGGAGGAAGCAGACAAACUUGACUCGCUUUUCUCACACAAGCAGGAUCUUGAGUCCAUGAUGAGGCAGCUGGAAGUCGAUAUUGAGGAGGAAAGGCACAUGGGUGAGAGUCUAUUGGAGGCGAUGCAGCCAAACCUACGACAAAAAUACUUUGAACUGCGCCAGACCAAUACCACCCUCCUUCAGCAGCUUGACCAAAUGCAGCUGGAGUUAGAUUCCCUUGAUAACAGGAAAGCUGGAUUAGAGGAUGAGUUGGCUCUAUCAAAGGUGAAACAAGAAGCUGUGGGCUUAUAUGAGAAGCUUCAGGACCUGGAGGAGAAAAAAGCUGAAAUUAUCAAUGAGAACCAAAAAAGAGGAACACCUAAAGAAGAGAGAGAGAGGCUCUUGCUUCAGGUGAAAGAAGACAAUGCAGAGAUAGCAACAAUGGAACGACAGAUUGGAGAGGUUCAGGAUCAAAUGCGCAGAGUCCAAGAAGAGCUUCAGCAGUUGGAUCAGGAUUUAGAAGAAAACCAGAGUGAGAGAAGCCAGAAAUACAGAGAACUUAGGAAACGUGAGGAAACAAUGGAACAGUUUUUGGCCACCUUUGAUAAGAAUAAGCAGGAUGAAAUACAGAGACUGGAAGCUCUGGAAAAGAGCAAUGUUGCAAUACUUGAAAAGCUCUCCCGCAAUCUGGCCCAUUUCAAUCACCUCCCAAGUACACGUGACUUUGACAUUAUGCAGACCGACUUAGCUUUCAAGGAGGGAGAGUUAGAGAAGUCGAAAUACACAGAGCAAGGACUGAAGCAGGAACACCUGAAUUUGCAAUCCAAUCUGCAAAAGAUUGAAGCACUGGAAGUAAAGAUACAAAAAGAGAUGGUAGAACUGAAGGAGAAAUUAGGUAGGAUGGAAAAGGAGAUGGUUGAGUUCUCUGACCUGGACGGCCUAAGAACGAGAGCUGAAGAGAAGCGAAGGAACUUAGCCGAUGAGAAAGAGCAGUUGGAUGAGAGGAAGGGUGCGGUGACUCAGAACCUCCACGAGAUUGAGAGUACGGUCAAAUCACUUAAGAAACAACUUAAUGAAAAUGAAACCCACACUCAGCUGACAACUCUUGAGAAGAAAUGGGCACAUUUGGAACAGUCAAACUUCACUCUCCAGGAAUAUGUAGCGCAGAGAAGAGCAGAGUCAAAUUUCCUGCCUCUUCAGAACCAGGCUAUGAAACUUGUCCAAGAAUAUAACAAAGUACUGCAGGAUGUAGUGCAGAAUGGCACCAUCAUGUGAAGAUUUUUCUGCAAAUGGUGUAAAAGAUGUAGAGAUUCUACAUGCAUAGGAGCAAGCAUUAUGUCACAAGUUAAAUCCAAUUUAAAACUGAGAAUGUCUUGUGUGAUUUUAACUACACUAUGCUGAUUAUAAAAUGUAUUACAAUGAAAAUAUCUAAUUGCCAUUUCUUGUAGCUUGUGGACUGCAUGAAAAACUAUAUAUUCAGAUGUCUCUUUCAUUGUAUGCUUAUUAUUACCAGAGUAUGGACACAUGUGAGUUUUCAGUGAACAUUUUUUGUUAUAAUCAUUGCACCUAAAUAGUUUAUAUUCAUAACAGUUGGUUUUCUCAUUUUGUGGAUAAUGGGAAUGCCAAAUGAUAAUGAAUUUGAUAAGAUUUAUCAAAUAUAUUUUUGUAAAGCAUUAUAACUAAAGAAACAAAGAAGGAAAUUGUCUCUUAACAAGAUAGAAUAUUAUCUAAUUUGUGAGUGAAUAUAGUCAAUGUAUAUACUUAUAUUUUGUCAUCAUUCAGUUUUAUAAGGUUUUGCAAUUAUCAUUGAUCACUUGUUUUUUUCAGACAUAUUUUUGCCAGUUCUAAACAAGAGAGAAAAAAUGUGAUAUAGGUAUAUGUCUGAUGACAUUAUAAAGUCGCUGCACAGUCUUCAGAUAAUAGUUCCUUCACUUCACACACACAAAGUGAAAUAUUGUAUUACAUUUGCCUUGUUACAGUGAUCACAAUUUAGCAUUGAUAUUUAUUGUUAAAGAUAUACUCAUUUCUCUGAAUUUGUGCUUCUACAUUAUGCAGUGAUGAUGAUAAGCAGUAAAUAGAUAUAAUAAAUAGUAUUUACCUUA
Molecule: messenger RNA, 5309 nt
Organism: Penaeus vannamei (Pacific white shrimp)
Lineage: Eukaryota; Metazoa; Arthropoda; Malacostraca; Decapoda; Penaeidae
Source: RefSeq, a predicted model, not a curated record